AUGGAGUCGGCGGCGGAGGCGAUGGGGAUGGUCCAGAUCGCCGCCCACCCGCGGCCUGAUUCGUUCGGUAGGUUCGGCAAGUUUGGGGGGAAGUACGUGCCCGAGACACUGAUGCACGCGCUCUCCGAGCUCGAAGCUGCAUUCCACUCCGUCGUAAAGGACCAGGGUUUCCAGGUGGAGUCUCCAUGCCUGGUACACAUCAAAAUGCCGGCCUCCCAUUGAUUGGUUGAGCACAGGCUCUUGCAGGCUACUGGUUUCCCCUUUUCUUUCGUAUCAUUUCUGAUUAAUCUGUUGCUGAUCGUUCAGAUAGCGACGAAGUUCUUUGCCUGGAUACAUCAUACUAGCUGGCUUACACCUUCAUACAUCUAGCACGCAGAUAUGCACAUAUGGGAGAGAGAGAGAGAGAGAGAGAGAGAGAGAGAGAGGUGUAGAGGAAAAGUUUCCAGGUUUUUCAUUUUUCACCCUCGAAGAGAUACUGAGUGCCAGUCCUUUUCCCUGCUUGGGGAAUUGAGGCUCACUGUGGUCUCGUUUCGGUCUUAUUUCCUUCAUCAUCGGUGACUUUAUUUAUUUAUAUUCGUUUCGUUUCUCAUCUCUGUGCAGAAAGAACUGGAUGGCCUUCUGAGGGACUAUGUUGGCCGCGAGACCCCGCUUUACUUCGCUGAACGAUUGACGAAUCACUACCGAAGGCCUAACGGGGAGGGCCCUCUCAUCUACCUUAAAAGGGAGGAUCUCAACCACACCGGGGCCCACAAGAUCAACAACGCCAUUGCGCAGGCCUUGCUUGCCAAGCGGUUGGGAAAGAGACGCAUCAUAGCUGAAACAGGAGCCGGUCAGCACGGAGUCGCCACAGCCACGGCUUGCGCAAGAUUGGGUCUGGAAUGCAUAAUCUACAUGGGUGCCCUGGAUAUGGAGAGGCAAUCUCUCAAUGUCUUCCGGAUGAAGCUUCUUGGGGCAGAGGUUGGCCUCGGUCAUUAUUUCCAUAAUGCUCCUAAUUUUUUUUCUCUGGGCAUCUUCAUGAUGCAUUUAUAUAGUUUACCAUGAUGCUAAUUAGAGGAAUGUCAGUUCCAGAGCCGUUAUAUCUUCCGAUUAUUGCAUAACCAAACUGGCUCUGAGGAGCUGGUGCCCAAUUUGGCGCAAGAAUCUAGUUUAAUUUUAGAACCAAAGAGAGUGGAAUGUUUUUAUUUAGAAGACCUUGGUCUAAGAGACAGGGCACAUUCCUUGAAUACCUUCUUAUGAGCUUUCGUUACUUACAUUAUGCAAUGUUUUCUGAUCAUCUGUAGGUUGUGAUGGCCUGGUUUCGACCCAUUGUCUCUUUCCCGCAAAUGGUUUAGUUUUAUAACCUUCUUGCAUCUCUGCUCGGUUUUCUUCUUUUUAUGCUCACUGUGACCACUUAAAUCUUCUUCAUCCAUGGGCAAUCAGACCAACUUUGAAUUCUACAUCUUAUUAUUUUCUAACUCUCCCAAAUGUUCUAUUCCAGGUAAGAGCUGUCCAUUCUGGGACAGCCACGCUGAAGGAUGCCACCUCAGAGGCCAUACGCGACUGGGUCACCAACGUUGAGACCACCCACUACAUCUUGGGAUCUGCCGCAGGCCCACAUCCAUAUCCCAUGAUGGUUAGGGAUUUUCAGGCCGUAAUUGGAAAGGAGACAAGGGCGCAGGCAAUGGAGAGAUGGGGUGGGAAGCCAGAUGUGCUGAUAGCUUGUGUGGGAGGGGGCUCGAAUGCCAUGGGGCUCUUCCAUGAGUUUGUGGAAGACCCAGAUGUGAGGUUGAUAGGGGUGGAGGCUGCAGGGUGUGGACUAGAGAGCGGUAAGCAUGCAGCAACUUUGACAAAGGGUGAGGUUGGGGUUCUACAUGGAGCCAUGAGCUACCUACUUCAAGAUGACGAUGGACAGAUAAUUGAACCUCAUUCAAUUAGUGCCGGGUUAGUUCAAAUAGAAUUUAGUACCUGUUAUUGCUAUGAUUAUGUAUCUGUGCAAGAUCAAAGUAUAUUUAAACUAUUUUUUUUCUUGUUCUCUGAAUGGAAAAACAGCUUAGAUUACCCUGGAGUUGGCCCUGAGCACAGCUUUCUAAAGGAUAUUGGACGUGCAGAAUACCAUAGCAUCACUGAUGAGGAAGCCUUGAAAGGUAAGUAUGAGACGCUUUUGUUUUACUGUUGCAAAAAGGAGAUGAAGAUUACUGGCUUUUGGGUUGGAAAUGUGAAUUAUUCGCUAUUUAAUGUAUAAUAUGUUGGAGAUUUUUUUUGUGGGUUAUAAUAGAUGCAAUAUUAAUUAUAAUUAUCCAACGAAUGUCAAUAUUUGGAAUAUUACCAACUCCAAGAAACUUCAAGUGUCGAAAUUAAAGUUGGUUUAUUGCAAUUAUAUCCUGACAGCUUGAUAUGGAAACUGAUGUUUAUUUCCACGGUUCAAUCGAAUCAGCUAAAAGUGAGUUUGAACUCAGAAGUGAUGAUGGAACGUACUCAUUUAAUAUGUAAACUCAUGUUUCCUAAAUAAUGGAUUCUGCUAAGGAAGUUUUCUGCUUAUUCUUGCUGAAAGUUUGCAGCACUUUUCUUUUUCAUCGCUACUAAAAUGUUCAGAUUCCAAAGGGAGCUUGAAAAAUGGGCUCCCCUCCGGAAACACUGUUUAUUUGAAUAAUAAUGCCUCUUUAUUAUUCACAAAAAUAUAGAAAUCUCUUGUUCCUCGAAUAACAUAUUGCUUUGCCUUUAAUGCGUACAGUAAUUUGUUCUAUGCCCAGAAGAAAAGUUUUCCACUCAAAACCAUUUGAACCUCUAGCAGAUAAUAUAGGAUGUAUUGGGCUCUGCUAAGACACAGAUUGACUUAGAAUUCUGUUACGAACCUCUCAAGAUUUUGGGCGAAAUCUUCACCCUAAUCGUACCUUAGACGAGGCUCACUCAGGGAAUCAGCUCUCUGUGUAUAGAAGAACCAGAUUGAACAAUUGAAAAUGGAAAUUGAAAAGACAAUAGAGGUUCGCAGACAGUAGGGUGAGUUCCUGAGGUCGGAUCGAUCCUCAGGAACAGGAGAGCCCGAAUCGGACCUCUCCAGGGACAGAUCUCCCCCUCUCCACUCUCUGUUUUCUCCUCCCUUCUUAUUUCGACCUCUUCUAUAUUUAUAGGCCUCAGUACAUUAAUCUGUUGUGGUCCCCCCUCCACGUGGGGGUCUAGGUCGUCUUGUGUAGACGACGGUUGACUUCGUAACAGAUUCAUAACUGAUUACAACCCAUAAUUUUUUACUAAACUAUUAUCAAUUAAAAUUAUUUAUAUUUAAUAAUUGAUAUUUUGCAUAUCUAACUUUUAUGAGAUAUACAUAUAUAUGAUGUAUAUAUAUGUCUAUAUGUUAAUAAUAUUUUACCUCAGUUUCUGGCUUCUCUUACCAUGACCUAUCUAAACGUUCAUCCACAUCAUGUAAUAGUGGAACAUUCGCAUGACCUUUCAAGGGCUUUGAAGGGUAUAUAUACCUGUUUGCCCUCUUUCAAGCUUGCAUAAUUGGAUGACCCCCCAUUUAUUCUCAUUUCCCUAAGAGUUUUCUUCUUACCUUUUAUUGUGGGCAUUUCAGCCCCUCUCCUAUGCUGAACAUGCUCACUGCCUCUGCGGCUGGCGAUCUUCUCUUCCCUUACCUCUUUUAUCCUUCUCUGGUUUACAGCUUUCAGGCUGUUGUCACAGUUGGAGGGCAUCAUCCCUGCCUUGGAGACAUCCCAUGCCAUAGCCUAUUUGGAGGUGCUCUGCCCAACGCUUCGUGACCAGAGAACCGUCGUCGUCAACUGCAGUGGAAGGGGUGAUAAGGAUGUCCAGACGGCAAUCAAACACCUUCAAAUAUGA
This is a messenger RNA of Spirodela intermedia, 3810 nucleotides long. NCBI's taxonomy places the organism in Eukaryota, Viridiplantae, Streptophyta, Magnoliopsida, Alismatales, Araceae. The record is from the annotation of a GenBank genome assembly.